Lampris incognitus (smalleye Pacific opah) is the source of this 3035-nucleotide messenger RNA. It is a transcript of the gene dazap1, whose product is annotated as DAZ associated protein 1. NCBI's taxonomy places the organism in Eukaryota, Metazoa, Chordata, Actinopteri, Lampriformes, Lampridae. The transcript has 13 exons. Gene Ontology annotation, cellular component: cytoplasm. Gene Ontology annotation, molecular function: RNA binding. The record is from RefSeq and is a predicted model, not a curated record. Bases 65 to 1372 code for a protein of 435 amino acids.
GAGGGGUUGUGCUUUAAGUGAUUAACCGGUUACAGCUCGCUCAGUCCCCUUUUUAGCCUCAGAAAUGAAUAACAACUUGGCCGGAGAUGAAGUCGGGAAACUUUUUGUGGGUGGCUUGGACUGGAGUACUACACAAGAAACCUUAAGAAACUAUUUUUCGCAGUAUGGGGAAGUGGUCGAUUGUGUCAUCAUGAAGGAUAAAACAACAAAUCAGUCGCGAGGCUUUGGGUUUGUCAAAUUCAAAGAUCCCAACUGUGUACGGACAGUGUUGGAGACCAAGCCUCAUAAUCUUGAUGGCAGAAAUAUUGACCCCAAGCCAUGUACUCCCAGAGGAAUGCAACCUGAAAAACCUCGAACGAAGGAAGGCUGGAAGGGCAGCAAAGCCGAUAGCAAUAAAUCAAAGAAGAUAUUUGUAGGCGGAAUCCCCCAUAGCUGUGGCGAGCCUGAACUCAGGGACUAUUUCAAUAGAUUUGGAGUGGUCACAGAGGUGGUAAUGAUCUAUGAUGCAGAGAAGCAGCGGCCCCGAGGUUUUGGAUUUAUUACUUUCGAGGCCGAACAAUCAGUGGACCAGGCUGUCAACAUGCAUUUUCACGACAUCAUGGGCAAAAAAGUGGAAGUGAAGAAGGCAGAACCUCGUGACAGCAAAGCUCCCAGCCAGCUUGGCCCUGGCCAGUGGGGACCCAGAGGCAUCUUGAGUGCAGCUAAUGGUUGGACGGCACAGCCUGCUCAGGGCUGGCAACAGACCUACGGGCCACAGGGAGUGUGGGUGUCAACUACUGGCCAACCCCUGGGUGGGUAUGGACCACCUCUGUCAGCAGCCCGGGGAGCCCCUGCCCAGCCUCCAUCUCCGUUCAACGCGUUCCUGGUUACAACCCCAGCGGGCAGCUUCGCUGCACCUCAGGGCUACGCUCAGCAGGGCUACAGCACAACACCACAGUUUGGUUACAGUUUUGGCACACCCCAAGGAGACCAGUAUGCACCCCAGGGAGUUCCUCCCCCACCCACCACUCCUGGAACAGCACCGCUUGGCUUUGCCCCCGCCACCACACCUACUCAGGACUUGAGCAAAGCCCAGGCUGGACAGCCAGACUUCCCUUACAGCCAGUAUGGCUUGGGUAACUACCCUCAGGACCCCUCUUCCUACGGACCAACGCGUCCUUCUCACAGUUAUGGUCAGGAUGAGCAGGGAGGAUAUAGUGCAGGCUACAGUCAGGACCUGAGCGCCUUCGGCCAUGGCUUUGCAGAUCCAAGCCAGCAGACGGCAUCCUACGGAGCACCCACAGCACAGCCCGCAGCCCCCCAGUCUGCCGCCAGCGCAUUUGGCCGGGGACAGAACCACAACGUACAGGGCUUCCACCCAUACCGGCGCUGACUGACCACCAACUCCCAACUCACAGCCUACACUUCAUAAAAAGAAAAGGAAAAAAAAAACAAAGACAAAAACGCUUAAAAGUCAGGGAAAUGUGUGUUCUUGCUCAUAAGCAGAACUGGAAUUCUGGAUUGUUAGGAAAAAAAUCAUGCACAGAAAUUUGUCAAAGGGGAAAUUUUGUGGAAUGGAAAACCAGGGAUUCCAACUAAUUUCUGUUACAAUCAAUGAAAAAGAUUUAAAAAAAAAAAAAGAAAGUUAAAGUAACCAGAAUUUUUUGCAUAAUUUAUGGAACGUUCAGCUGAAAGAAGCUUUUAUUUCUCUUCCCCCAAUGUUUUAUAGUAGAAUUUUACUACUUUGCAAUAAUUUUGAUUGUCUGGUCAAACACUAGCACAGAGAUUAUAUGUAAACAAUACUUGCAUAUAAAUAUGAAUAUGUAUAUUUAUGAUGGAUUUCGAAAUGAUAACAGGGUCUCAAGUUUCCUCAGCUUUAAAUUCUAGGGAAAAAGUUUUUAUUUUUCUUUUGGUGGAUUUUGUUUACUUUCUGAGCCUUUAUUUUAAAGUUUGUUUGAAAUGGAAAAUAUGAAUAUAUAUUAUACACAAACUGUGCAAUUUUUUAAAAGAAAAUUUUGUACUAUAAAUGUACACGUCGCUUGUUUUUUAUUUAAAGAUGUAGACUUCCCUCAGGUGGCUGUUAGGGUGCAUUUUGCACUCAUGCAAAAAGAAAGGAGAACUUAUUUCAAAAUAAAUGUUUUAAAGAUAUGCCGCUCCUUAGUGAGUGUUUGCGUGAUUGAUGGCUGUGUGUGAGUGGAAAGCUUGGCCCAGAUGAUAACAUGCCAGAGCAGACUCUGCUCUUCUGCAGCCUUGUUAAGACAUGGGUACCACAAGUUAACAUGGGUCGCUUCAGAAAGCAGGUCCCUCACACAAACACUUGUGACCAAAAUUAAUUUGUCUGACCAAACCAACAAUGGAUAUUCUACAAACACUGGGAGGAAAAGAACAAUGCUAAAGUUUUGUGCUAGAGACAGAUUUUGGAUUACCAGUUUACUGCAUUUGAGGAGGGACUUGCUCCCAGGGGAAUGAUGGGUUUUAGUACUGGUGUAGAGACACUGCUGAUUGAACACAAGUGAGAUGAAAAAUGGUGGAGAAAUUUUACCAUAAAACAGCAUAGCUGCAGUCUUACAUUUUGUACAUUUAAGUGGAAACUCCAAUGUGGAAAUGAGGAUUAAAAUGUAUAUAUAGCUGGGUGAAAGGUUAAAGGCUUUUUAUAUGGCUUCUAUAUUGUUUCCUUGAUAGUUGUUUUUUUUUAAAAAAUUUAUAUAUAUAUGUGUGUAUAUAUAUGUGUGUGUGUGUAUAUAUACAGUUGUGUUCAAAAUAAUAGCAGUCCAACAUCACUAAGCAGAUCAUUCACUGUUUUUGGUAGAAAUUAUAUUUCUACAUGGCAAAUAACUUACUAGUAGGUGUAGUAGCGUAAUAGAAAACUAACAGACCCAACAGUCAUGACAUGCAUGCUGCUGAUUCUGUGUAAUUGAAUCAUUAAUUGAAAGGGGCGUGUUCAAAAUAAUAGCAGUGUGGCAUUCAAUCAGGGAGGUCAUUCAGCUGUGAAAAAACAGGUUUCAAACGGGUGGCCCUUAUUUAAGGAUAAAGGCAGCAAAUGUUGUACAUGCUGU